CAUCGUCUUCUGUCUUGCUUUGUUUCUUAUCUUUUGCCGCCUUUUAGCGAUACAAAUGAAGUCGAUGUCCCUAUAAAUACGAGGGUGGGCACGAAACGAUACAUGGCCCCUGAAGUCCUGGAUGAAACUUUGAAUAAGAAUCACUUCCAGCCAUACAUCAUGGCCGACAUUUACAGCUUCGGCUUGAUCAUUUGGGAAAUGGCUCGGCGAUGCAUCACAGGAGGGAUUGUCGAAGAAUACCAACUGCCCUAUUACGAUAUGGUCCCGAAUGAUCCUUCGUUCGAGGAUAUGAGAGAGGUGGUUUGCAUGAAACAUCUGCGCCCGGUGGUGUCAAAUCGAUGGAAUAGCGAUGAGUGUUUAAGGGCCAUACUGAAAUUAAUGUGCGAAUGCUGGGCCCACAACCCAGCCUCUAGACUGACCGCCUUGAGGAUUAAGAAAACCCUGGGCAAGAUGGUGGAAUCGCAAGACGUUAAAAUUUGACAAAGAAACAUCGCAGGAAGAGUGAAUUUGGGGACUCUUUUAAGAACUUCUUCACUCAACCCAGAGCAGGUUUGGUGGGAUCAGGAGGGGACAUCUGACUUUCAGCCCACACUUCCUCGCUAAUUCUACAGGCUGCUAAUAAAUAUUACAUUUUAAUAAGAACGUGGGAUCCGCGCACACAAAUACGAUACAUGUGUGGAUGGCCUUGUCGUCUUCUUUUUAAUUUUAAUUUUGAGCUGCAUUAAGAUUUUCAUCCCAGUUUUAGGUUCCCAUCGGUUUUCUUCAGUGCUGAAUUGAACAUUCAGAUGGAUCGCGCUUUCUGUGAAAGCCUUAAGUUAAAUGAAUGCAACAGCAGUGAAUGGAAGGAAAAAUCAAGCUUUUUGUCUCCUGCCUGAUGUUACCUAACCAGGACUUGACAGAAUAUAGCCUGUGUGUCUGGGACACUUAAAGUAAUCAGACAAGUCCCUUAAGUCUUCUACAGUGUUGUGCCAGAAUUAUUUUUUUUUUCCUCCCGUGUUUGGAGUACUUAAAGAAGCCAUUCAAUUUUGUGCAAAGCUACCCGUUUCUUUUCUUUUGUUCACAAUGCCUACGAGAUGCGAAGACGAGUUACAUCUACCUUCCUUUUCGUGUUUGCAUCAAAAGGAUGACCCGAAAUCAAACAGCUCCUGUCAAAGUUCGCGCAGCUUCCUUUCAAGCUUGAGGCGAAGAUCGAAAUCGAUAUCGCAGGCUGUUUCCAAAGACCCCCCCCCAAAAUCCGCCAGAACGAACCGCAGAAUCGCUUUGAUAAUUUUAAGUGCCUAUAAUCUUGUACUGUAAACCAUGUCCUAGCUGGUGUGAUUUUUUUUUUUUUUUUGGUUUGGGGUUGUUUUUUUCGAAAAGGGAAAUUAUUUAUGCAGUACACAGUGUGCUUUUAUUGCCUGCUCUUUGUAUAGGUGUCAACAUGCCGUGCAGAGACCUGAAAAUAAUUUUCAAAGUCAUCAAGAUCCCGUUAGAAACACACCUGCCAAAUGUGACACUUUGAAUGGAAUAGAUGGCACGGAUAUUACACAAAGCGUUUCAAUUUCCCUUUGAGAAGCAUUCGGUAGAAAAUUUAAUGCAGGGGUGUCCAUCCUUGGCAACUUUUAAGAUUUGUGGACUUCAACUCCCAGAAUCCCCCAGCCAGCUUGGCUGACUGGGGAAUUCUGGGAAUUGAAGUCCAAAGUUGCCACGGUUGGAUACUCUUGCUUUAAUGCAACUUGAGUGUGAAUUC
This is a messenger RNA of Notechis scutatus (mainland tiger snake), 1729 nucleotides long. Lineage: Eukaryota; Metazoa; Chordata; Lepidosauria; Squamata; Elapidae. The record is from RefSeq and is a predicted model, not a curated record.